GGACGGUGAGGACAAGAUCGUGCUCGUGGGACGGCGUGAUGGUGUCGCGGCAAGGAAUCGCGUGCUGCGCGUUAUGGAGGUCGUGAGGAGCGAGCUGGGGGCCGUGGAGAUUGGGGAGGGUGAGCUGUGGGGUGCUUUUGGAGAGAGAGUGGAGGAUAAAAAUGGAGUGAAGGCUGAGAAGAGCGCGGGGAAGGGUAAGGAGAGCGCCACAGCCCAAGAAGACCGUUUUAGGACGUUCCUCUACGUCCGCGGAUCCAAGUGCAUUGGGCUCUGCCUCGCGGAGCGCAUCGAGGAAGCCUACCGCGUGCUGCCUGAUGCGCCGGCACCGGCACCGGCACCAGCAACAGAGCAGCAAAUCCCGACCCAGCAGCAACAACAACAUGAUCAGCAAGAAGAAGAGCAGCGCCGCUCCACAUCACCUACAUCCUCUCUCAGUCCUAAAGAAAAAGCACAAGCGUCACCAACGGCAAGGCCAGCACCAUCAGCGGCUCCAGCACCUCAAACCACACCCGCACCCUCAACAACGAACAACUUUAACCUCUCCCCCACUCCCUCCAACGCCUACAACAUAGGCAUAUCGCGCAUAUGGACCAGCUCGUGUCAUCGGCGCGGUGGCGUCGCGCGCGCGCUGCUUGAUGCUGUGGUAGCACGGCGUGGUGUUGAAGACGGUGGUUGGGGUGGUAAUGGAAGCGAUGAAGUGAGGAGUAGAGGGAGCAAGGAGGGGAUUGCGUUUAGUCAACCGACAGAGGCAGGAGGGCGGUUGGCGAGGGAGUGGUUUGGGGAGGUGGAGUGGGGAGUUUAUUGGUAGGUUUUGUGGUGGUGAAGGUGGACCCGAGUUGUGUAUGGAUGAAGUAUAUGGAUCGGAAUGGUUUUUGAUUUG
This is a messenger RNA of Aplosporella prunicola CBS 121167, 880 nucleotides long. RefSeq lists its product as uncharacterized. The transcript has a single exon. Gene Ontology annotation, biological process: mitotic sister chromatid cohesion. Bases 74 to 808 code for a protein of 244 amino acids. Gene Ontology annotation, cellular component: nucleus; chromatin. Gene Ontology annotation, molecular function: protein-lysine-acetyltransferase activity. The record is from RefSeq and is a predicted model, not a curated record. NCBI's taxonomy places the organism in Eukaryota, Fungi, Ascomycota, Dothideomycetes, Botryosphaeriales, Aplosporellaceae.